GCCAUUGCAAUUUGUAAGUAGUUUAUAGUUCGUUUUUCAAGUUUUCUAUAUAGAACAAGUGAAAAAUAUUCACUACAGAAUAAUGAAGAUAUAUCUGCUUUUUCUUUUGUGGGGCUCAACAAGCGCAAGAGAUAACUCAAUCAGUCAAUCACUAGGGAACUUAUUAGAUCUCAUGAAAAAAAGUGCUUCGGUUCAAGACGUAACGGUAACAUCAGAAAUUGCCAAUCAAAUAACAAGAAAUGUCACUCAGUAUAUUAACAAAAGAAAAACAACAAUACGUUCAAUACCUUCGCCAACAACAAAUGAUGGAGAUUUAUUUGAUGCCGCUCAGAUAAGAGGACCGGAGCUUACUGAAUCAGAGCUAUCUAGCAACGAAACAAUACCUGUCAGACGAAAAAUUAGUGAGACAAUACUUUCAAUACUAGAUAAUUACAAGCAGUCUGAUGUUAUAGGAGUUCCAGGACUACCUGUACCAGAUCCUAUGUAUAUACCUGAUAUGACAAGAGCUUUCUCAAUUGGUACCAUGUAUUUCGAAAACAUUCAAUUACACGGUUUAAGUAAAUACGGAAUAGAAUAUGUUGUUGCAAAUGUGGCUAAAAUGAAAGUUGAAGUGUGUUUAACAAUUGAUGUCUUAAUAGUAACAGGCAAUUAUACACUCAAAUCGUGGGUUUCUAAAGGAUCUGGACCCUUUACUGUUACCAUGAAGAACGUUAUUGUAAUAAUUAUAACUUCAUUGGAAGUUGGCGACGAUGGUUUGUUGGAAGCUCCUAAACUGGAUACAGAUGUAACUUUUGGAGACAUUGAAAUGGAUUUUCAAGAACAAGGGUUAGUUGCUAAUGUGUUUCAAGGGAUCAUGAAAUCAGUUGGCUUUUUCUUGUUUGAUUCAAUAAAGCCCUAUAUUCUGAAUGAAGUAAAUACAAACAUAAGACACAACAUCAACUAUGAAAUUAAAAACAUAAAUAAAACUUUCCUAACAACAAUUUUACCAAUCGACCAAUUGAUUUACGAAAUAAGAAAAAUGAUCAGAUAUAGUGGCUACGAACCUUUCUCUAUCCCCGAUUACAACAUUACUGUUGGGAUUUUUGACGUUCGCUUGUACAAUACCAGGAUCUUCGGACUAUCAAAUUUUCACAGAACGAAAGACCUUAUGUUCGAAUUGAUAAAUAAGACUUCACAUGUAUCAUUUGAAGUUAGUACUGGAAAGCUUAUUGGUAAUAGUAAUUGGGGAGUAGUUUUGAUUCCAGGAAAAUUAUAUAGAGAUGGUGCACUUGCCUUCACUGUUAAUAGUUUCAAAGUUCGUAUCGAUGCCAGUCAAAGCAUGGAUAUCUCUUAUCCACCGUCACUAGACGAUAUUCAAUUAGAAUUGGGAGAUAUUCAUGUAAAGUUCAAUGGACUGGGAAGAAUAGACAAGCUUAUUGAAAUCGGGGUGAAUAUCAUUCCAAAUGUAUUGAGAGCUCAAAUCAUGGAUGCCAUUGAAAGACCUCUCAAAUAUAAAAUUCAAGAGGGACUGAAUCUAGUUAACGUGGAAAAGCUUGUUGUGGACAAUGCCGAUCAGUUAGAUGAUGCAAUGGGAUAUUUAUAAAAUAUGUGACAAUUUUUUUAUAAAUAUGUUUGUAUUAUGAUUUUUUGAUUAAACGAUUUCUUUAAUUUUA
Molecule: messenger RNA, 1652 nt
Organism: Diorhabda sublineata
Lineage: Eukaryota; Metazoa; Arthropoda; Insecta; Coleoptera; Chrysomelidae
Exons: 5
Coding region: 83-1582 (499 amino acids)
Molecular function (GO): lipid binding
Source: RefSeq, a predicted model, not a curated record